UAGGACCUUAGCAACGACCAGGCUAUAGCCGAGAUACGGUGUGUAACGGUGCCCCGAACUAUUGUGGGUUAGGUUCUCAGAUGUUGGAAACAUGACAUCUAUCCAACUCUUCCCAAAUGCAGAACACACCCCCGGAGUCCCAAAGGAAUGGGGGUCGGGCAAGUUCAAGGAGGACGUAAAUGUAUACAUCCCGGGGCCCCCUACCUGGCAAUACAAAGGGGAGCCGAUUGAUCAAUUCUACACCCUCACAAAGCUAAAACUCAGUAACGUCAGGAGCAAUGAUGCUUUACUUUCAAAACCACAGGAAGCUCCUAUGGGAGAAAUUCUCAUCAACAAGGAUUUUCCUGCAGAACAUCCUUACAGCUCCCACAUGCCUAGGUACUCGCUCUUCCCCAAGUUUGAUUCCCCCGAGGAUCCAAAGAAGGGAGUGGCUGCCAGAAAAGUGCAGCCAAUCAAUGCUGAGAUGCCAGCAACAGCUCACGAUGUCACCAUUGUCCACAAAACAAAAGGGCAUGGAUUCCGACAGGAGGUUGAAACGAUUCCAAAGGCAUCGGAGAAGAGAGCUUUGGAAUGGUCGGGAGAAAAUGGAUUUAAUCAGCUUGUGAAGACUCAUGGUGGAAAGCAGCAGUUUUUUCCAAUCCCACCCAAGACUGUGGCACCCAAUCUCCAGGACCGUCCUAUGGAAAUGAAGGUGUCUGACCGUACUGCCAACGCUUUACGCAAUGUGGAGCGCAACCAGUGGCACACAACUUAUGACCUCAAUCACACGGGGCUUGGCCCGGCCAACCCGCUCAAGCUUGACAACUUCAAUGACAAAUGUGCCAAGUAUGAGGCUACCGGACUCGAGGAUGACUUACUGUACCCUCGAUCAAUAAACACAAUUGACCCUCCACGACCUUUUGAGGGCCGCAUAUCAAAGAUGUUGAUCCCCAAACCACCAAACCAGAAACCUGACAAGUCCGGAGACCAGAAUGCAGGAUAUGUAAGGAUGCAGACUCUCCAUGAGAAGGAGGAGGACCGUCUGUGGAACGGUAAAAAGUAUGUGAGUUGGCCCGACACAGGUAAAACUUCCACAAAGCAACACAAGACCCUGCGAUGGAAUGAACUUAACAAUGAGGCCCACCCAGAGGUCAAUAUUGACAAACUGAACGACGUGACAGACGGGGAGUUCCCAGGUGACAUCCCGUACAAGCCCACGAUAGGUAUGCCCGACAGGACAGAGGAGGAUUACCUCACCUCAACCAAAGUCAGGCAGGACAUGGACUUCCAGCAGAUGGAGGCACAAAACCGCUUCAAGGUUCUUGAGGCACAGUCUCCUGGGCACGAACUGACAGCUCUGAACUGUAAGUACCAGCACGUGACCGACACAGAAAAGCCUCGUACAUUCUAUAGUCAUGAAGGAAAGUACAACGAGGAGCGCGCUGGAAUGUACCAUACCAGUUACCUUCCAGAGCGCCUCACCAACAGUAUGAGCGGACAGGAGCGAAGUCCGCCAGAAAUAAUGAAUACCAUGCAUUCUCACGUUGACGCUUUAAAUCUACCGACAAAGCUGAACAGAGAUAUGAAAGACGCUCUGAGGUAUAGCCGCAGCCUGAACACCAGUACGGCCAAUCUGACUGGAGACAUGCGCGAAGCCCACGAGGUCUUGACCCCAUUACAUCAUGUUAAGGAGGCACAGAAGAUGAUCCUCCAGCCGACGGAGGACACUGCGCGAGUACCUGUCCUGGAGAAGGAGACCAUUCUAAAGGAAAGUGUCACAGGCAGUAGUUACAACACACACAAGUUUCUACAGGACCAUCAGCUUCCUAGGUUUGCCCGUCAGGAACCGCUCAAUCUUAUGUCCAACGAAAAUCAAAAUUUAGCCAAUGUUCGCCUGAUAUCGGGACUUAAACCACAGAAAAGUGUAUCAUUUUCAGACAGCGUCACCGUGGCGAGCGGUGAUGAAGAUGGAAAUGUGCGUAUUAUCAGUGCUCCGUCCAGAAUGCAGCGGGGAGACGGGAAAGAAAAUAUUCCCCCCGGUAAGAUCUGUACCACACAGUAUACCAGCUCCCAGGCACUUUACAGUCCUUUUAAUGACCAAGAGACACAACCAAAACAUGAGCCCUCCAUCUUUGAACGUCAGAUGAGAGCAUUGAACGAGGAAAGAGAAAUGGAAAAACAGAGGGAGAGGGAAAUGGAAGAACAACCUGCUAUCUCCACCCGCCAACCAAGGCGCCGUGCAGCAACUUCCCUAGAUACUGAAUACCAUGAUGAAUAUAGGAGUUUGUCAUCCAACAUCGCCCCGACCAAUUUACGGCAUUCCAUGCAGUUCAGCACAGCGUAUCAGAACCAGUUCCCGACCUACCAUGACCUGACAUACAAGCAGGACCCACGCUUCAUGUGGGAGCCCGGUUUUGGCUCACCCAGACCCCAGACCAAUCUGAUCAACAUCCAGGAUCGUUUCAGCAAGUCUUCUGUCCAAAAGAAGUUCCACAAUGAGUUCUGUGAGAGUAAUCCAGAUCUUCGGCAAAACCUAAUCAAAGGGAAAAAACAUACAUUCUUUGGUAUGAAUGCCCAAAAUUUGCAUGGGUGAUGAUUUGGGCACCGACUUAAAUCAAUAGGUUUUUAAUAGGUAAUUCUUGACCAUCCAUAUCACAGGUCUUUUAUCAUGCAUUUUAACCCUUUCUCCCCCUAAGUAACUUUAGUAGACUCUACCAUGCAUUGAUUGAUCUGGAUGAGUCCAUUAUGGUCUACAGUGGUGACAGUGUUAAAUUGAACAUCAAAAUGUGUUUUUUUUUAUAUACAUUUUGUAUGAAAUUGUGACAUGCAAAGUUUUUUCUGUUCUUAUUACUGAUUAGACAGAGGUUAGAAUCUAGUGGGAUUGAUGUGUUAGCACCCCAAAUUGUACAACUUUUUCACUUCUAUUAUCCCGAAAAAUAAAUUAAUGAAUGGAGGUAGGGGUAGGUGAGUUGCUAAUAUAAAAUUUUCAGCGUAAUUCAUGCCUCCAUUACCAUGAAAUCCCACUACAAAAUAUAUUUUGAACAAUAAAUAUUGUUCUCUUUUUAACUACAGGCCUAUAAUAUGUGAUUUACAUGGACCUGUUACCAGUAUGUUAUUUCAAUGAACUUAUCAGCAUAUAGAUGUGACUUCAUUAUUGAGAGUUAGAUAUAAUCAUUGUUUUGUGUAUUGUAAAAAUUACCAAUGUCUUCACUAAAAUAUAUAGCCAUUUUUACCCCUUAUUCUAAUUCCACUUUGAUUAAAAACACUGAUUCAGUAAAACAAAGCAAGCUCCCGUGAAAUAUAUUAUCAUCUGAUACACAUAGGAAACUGUUACAAACGUAUCAGUAAUUAAAUGCUUGUUUCAAUUUCAUCUCAGAUAAAUGUAAACUUUAAUUAAUUGGUGUUUUUCUUGCCUAAUAUUCCAGUAUUUUGAUGUUUUAAAAAUAAUUGUCCCUCUAAUCAACAAUUUAAAUUAGUAUAAAUAAGUAAAUCUUUGGUUUGAUAAAAAAUAAAUAAAAAAAUUGUAGCAGCGGAUAACGCAGUAGUCUAUACCUACAUGUGAGACAUGUCACUAUUACGUUACUGGUCCCCUAUAAUCACAUAACACUAUUAAAUUAUCAUUUACACAAAGCUAAAAAAAA
Molecule: messenger RNA, 3620 nt
Organism: Mizuhopecten yessoensis (Yesso scallop)
Lineage: Eukaryota; Metazoa; Mollusca; Bivalvia; Pectinida; Pectinidae
Exons: 9
Coding region: 92-2572 (826 amino acids)
Cellular component (GO): centrosome
Source: RefSeq, a predicted model, not a curated record